AUGGCCGCCAGGGCCAACAUUCGUAGAGACGCGUCCUCCGAAAUCCAGACGCUGACAGAUUACGUGACCAGCGAGCAGGGAAAGAACUCAAAGAUACAGGAGACCGGGGUAACGAUUCGGGUAGCUCUUUGGUUAACUCCAUGGAACCUUAGGAAAGUAACGGCACAGAAAGAGGCCAUUCAGCCCGUCGCGUCUGCUCUGGCUGACCUGCUGACGGCCAAAGCAGUGGCAGUACUGCUCCCGAUCUUGGGAAUAUCAUGGGCUUGUGGAGUGCUGGCUGUCAAUAACUAUGCCAUAAUGUUUCAAUAUAUCUUCGCAGUAUUCAACUCAUUACAGGGGUUUUUUAUCUUUCUCUUCCAUUGCCUUCUGAAUUCAGAGGUCAGAGCUGCUCUUAAACACAAAACUAAGGUCUGGUCCCUCAACAGUAGCUCAAUGCGUAACAUCAAUGUGAAACCUUUUAAUUCAGAUAUUAUGAAUGGAAAUCGAGCCAUCACUACCCCCACAAAGCUAAACACCUGGGAAAAGAGCACAGAGUUUGGUAAUCGAAUGGACCUGUCCGCAGUGUGACCUCCUUCCUGACCCACAGUCCGAGUCUCAUCCGGGCUUCCCUCAGAAAACCUAACAACACCCAACAAACCAGAUGUGAGCAGGAACAGAAGUUUACUUAUUCCUCUCUUCUAAACUCAAAGGAAAGAAACUGCGAACUUGGAAGUAUUUAUUAUACGAGGGCUAGUGUCUGUCUCGAGGUGAAACUCGUUACAGGAAAGUAGGAUUAACUCUGCAGCAAUCAUCAAGUCUGAAAGCCGGCUUCCUGAUGGAGAAAUGCUUAGUGCGGUCUGUACCAUCCUGUGUUUAAUGUGAGUGUAUCGUUCACCCCUUUUGUGUAGGGGUUUAUUUUAUGAGUUCUCAAACCAUUAUGACAAGCACGUAUAAAGGUGUACUGUAACUUUAAGCUAAAUACAUUGUGUUAAAUGAUGAUGUUUGUUCCUUCGAUGCAUGUGUUGUGGGGUGAGAGGGAAUUAUAAGAAUUUAUGUGUGCUCAGUUGGAAUAUAUAUAUCAUUUUAUUGUGACACAGGUCAAAGACUGAAGUUUUUUUUUAUAUCUUUCUGGUAUUUGCAGUUUUUUCUGUGUUAAGAGGUGAAUUUAUCUCAGCAACAGAUUCCCAUUUUCCUGUCCCUUCCUGCUCAAAAUGGUCAAAUCUCUCCCCUGGGUUGAAAAUCCACCUGGUUUAAGAUUGGGUCUCCUCUCUGGAAUUCUCUGGCAGUUUGAUGAGUUUAACCAGAGUGUGGAAUUAAACCAGAUUAAGGAGGAAGGUGCAACGUGGGUGGGGGGAGGGGUGCGAUAAACUGGCCUCAGGCAACCCUUGGCUUGGUCGACAGGAAAUCAGCUAAAGCUUCCUGGCCCUGGUGCUGUCCAGUGAUUCAAACUGGGUGUCAAGU
Carcharodon carcharias (great white shark) is the source of this 1440-nucleotide messenger RNA. Its product is annotated as adhesion G-protein coupled receptor D1-like. Gene Ontology annotation, biological process: adenylate cyclase-activating G protein-coupled receptor signaling pathway. The record is from RefSeq and is a predicted model, not a curated record. The transcript is spliced from 7 exons. Gene Ontology annotation, cellular component: membrane. Bases 1 to 567 code for a protein of 188 amino acids. Gene Ontology annotation, molecular function: G protein-coupled receptor activity. NCBI's taxonomy places the organism in Eukaryota, Metazoa, Chordata, Chondrichthyes, Lamniformes, Lamnidae.